Cucumis melo (muskmelon) is the source of this 722-nucleotide messenger RNA. RefSeq lists its product as uncharacterized. Lineage: Eukaryota; Viridiplantae; Streptophyta; Magnoliopsida; Cucurbitales; Cucurbitaceae. Gene Ontology annotation, cellular component: mitochondrion. The record is from RefSeq and is a predicted model, not a curated record. The transcript is spliced from 3 exons. The coding region runs from base 283 to 591 and encodes 102 amino acids.
GUUCCUAUUCCAUAUUUUGUUUAAGUAAACGAAAUGAAAAGACGUAAACUUAUACCUCUUUCUUUCCCUUCCUGCUGCAUUCUCCCUCUUCCGUCGUUGAAGCUCCCAAAUCCGACCAAUUUUGGAUGGGGUUCUAGUUUUUUUAAUCAAAACAAGAUUUCAAAUCAUUUUGGUUAUAUUCGAUAUUGAACUAUUUCUAGAAUAGGGUUCCUCGAGGAUUAAAUGAUGAACUUGAGGGAUUCGGCAUUGUGAUGUGAAUUACUGGGAAAGCCAGAAGAGAGAAUGGCUACAAAUAGCCUGAAGAGUAUGAUUGCCGCAGCAGUCAGUAAGGGAGUGACAGAAGCAAGGGCAAGGAUAUUUGGUCACAUACUUAACCCAACAGGUCAACGAUCUACCCACAAGCUUCUGCGCAAAAAACUCAUUGGUGACAAAGUAGCACAGUGGUAUCCGUAUGACAUCAAGAAGGAUGAUCCUCUUGUCAUGGCUCGCCUAGAACAAGAGCGCUUGUCCAAGCUUGAAAUGCUAAAGCGUCGUGGUAAGGGACCACCUAAGAAGGGCCAAGGCAGGCGUGCAGCCAAGCGCAACAAGUAGAGUCAAUGACAGUGGAAUUGUUCCUGCCAGUUAUUUUUGUUGUUUUUUCUUAACAAAGUUUAGGUUAUGGGCCAGUUUCCUCACGGUUGUAAUGACUUCUAUUCAUCAUUAUGAUCAAUCUUUUCUACAAA